GCCCACCGGAGAGGGUCUUGUGAGUAGUUUGUAGCCGGCGAUGGCGGCCGGGAUGGACGAGGAGAGCCUGCAGGACCUGUAUGCUUGGGUGGACACCAUCCAUCUGUCCAGGGCCAAGCGCAACAUCUCCAGGGACUUCAGUGAUGGAGUUUUAAUUGCUGAAGUGGUCAAGUUUCAUUUCCCCAAGCUGGUUGAGAUGCACAACUAUACACCAGCCAAUUCAACACAGCAGAAACUGAACAACUGGGCUCAUCUGAACAGGAAGGUUUUCAGUAGACUGAACUUCUACAUUCCCGAUGACGUAGUUCGUAAGGUUGCCCAGUGUUCUCCAGGCGUUGUGGAGCUCGUGCUGAAUACAUUACGGCUCAAGAUUGAGGAGAAGCUACAACAGAAAAAGAAUAAAGUGGCUUUAUCACCACAGGACCUUGAGUAUUAUAAUACAGCAGUGGAGCAAGACUCAGGUUUUAUUUCUAUGUUCAGUCCAAUAAAGGCACCUGGAUAUGCACAAAAAAGUCAACUUAGCCCAGAGAUCCGCAUCUUGAUGGAGGAGAAGGAACAGGCGCUGUUGGCCUUUCAGGAAACUGUUCAGAUACUUCAGGUGAAAGUUCGCCGACUUGAGCAUCUUCUGUACCUGAAAAACGUUCGAAUCGAUGACCUUACACGACGUGUGCAACAAGCUGAACACAGAUAA
Molecule: messenger RNA, 691 nt
Organism: Hemiscyllium ocellatum (epaulette shark)
Lineage: Eukaryota; Metazoa; Chordata; Chondrichthyes; Orectolobiformes; Hemiscylliidae
Product: sperm flagellar protein 1-like
Exons: 6
Coding region: 41-691 (216 amino acids)
Biological process (GO): regulation of cytoskeleton organization
Cellular component (GO): axoneme
Molecular function (GO): microtubule binding
Source: RefSeq, a predicted model, not a curated record